CUGAAAUUUGAGCUGUAAAGCUCUCUUGAGCUUCCCAUUAUUUAAAAGCAUAAAAUUUCUUAAGCAACUCAUGUACAACCAGCUAAGCAACGAAAAAGAUGUUGCCAGAGAAUGUUGUAGAGAGAAUUUUUUCUUGCAAUAGUUGUGCAAUAAUAACGGGUUGUAUUAAAAACCAGGCUAAACUCCUUAACCUGUGUUCUGUUAUUGUAGACUUUCUUGUGUUACUGAGAUUGUGUUUUAUUGUUGUUGUUUUUGUUUCUUUGUUUUUUUUCGUUCACGUAACCCUUGCUCUUUUUUUAGCUGCGUUGCUAUGGUACUUUGAUUUGUAUUAUUUGGUAACUCUCUUUAGAUUUUGAAGCUUUAAAGGAUUUCAGCCACGAGGAUUCAUGUCGUCGCGUGAACUCUACAUUUAAUAUAUAUGAAGCCUUAGCGGAUUCUCUUAAUCUGAUGUCUCACAAGAUGAAAAGUGUGGAAGAAAAGUACAAAAUUCAGAGAGGUUAUUAUGCGCGAGGAUUGGUUGAUGCUAAAGACGAGAUCACUCACAACUGCCAUAACGUUAAUAUGACAAACGAACGCACGAUGGAUGCUUUGUAUUAUGUGGACAAGUUAAAACAAGGAACUGUUUUAUGGGAACAUAACGUACGACAGCAAAUAGCGAAACUAGAUGAAAAAGCUUUAGCUAUUUGGAAAGAAUACUUAAAUGAUGUUGCUAAAUCCACAGAUAAUGUAAACGCUGAAAAGUUGAUGAAAAUGCUUACGUCAGCAUCUAGGGCUGCCCGCAAAAGAAACGAUAUUCCAGAUGAAUUUGGUAACAGUUUGAAAACUGCAUCAAAGAUCGUAAACAGCCUCAUGGAUGCAAAAUCCGGUUCGCUAAGUUCAAAUAGAAUGUAUAUUGAGGAGCUAAAUACCAAUGUGAAAGUCAUGAGAAAAGCUUUGCCAUUUAUUACAUGCAUAGAAUGAAGUCUCGUAUGAUGGAUCAAUCUCCUGAUGCACAGUGUCAUAGCUGUAUUGGAUAAGUUUGAAGGGAUUUCUGUGGAAAUAAUAUUUAUGUUAUAUUUGAAAUGUUUUCACAAGUUUGACACGUUUCACAAGCAUUAUCUAAGAUGAUGUUUUAGCAUCACAUUUUUACAUAACUUCAUAUAAACAUGUUCAAAUUAUUUGACUUUUUUUAAUGAGAAAACGCCUUCCUAGAAUAAGCGCCUUUGUUGCUUAGAAAGUAUAUUUUUUGCGAAGCAACACCAAGAUUAUUUUUAUGUUUUUUUUUCAGACAUUAUGUUUUAUUUAUUUAUAUAGUUAUU
Molecule: messenger RNA, 1298 nt
Organism: Hydractinia symbiolongicarpus
Lineage: Eukaryota; Metazoa; Cnidaria; Hydrozoa; Anthoathecata; Hydractiniidae
Exons: 4
Coding region: 448-960 (170 amino acids)
Source: RefSeq, a predicted model, not a curated record